AGAAGAGACGUCACGUGAUCAAAGUCAGUCGAAAAAAUUUAGCUUCAAGAAAUUCGACUCUUUCGUCUUUCCAUUUGUCGAGUUUUCUUUUCUCCAAUUCAUCUAGUUAAGAAGAAGUUGCGCAAUCCACGGUGACGUAGCCAGGAAAUGGAAUUCGAUAUUAUUUUUGUUCUUUCGAGAGAGUCCCGAACGGUGAAAACUACGAUGAAAAGCGACACUGGAAUUUUGUUUGCAAUUCUUGACUAUUAUUUUUUAUCGUGAGCGACUGUUUCUAACGCAAGUGCAAGUCCAAACGGAAGUAGAUUGAACAGCAUUUAUCUGGUGACUGGUGGUUUGUGGUCGGUGCAAUAUCUACUGAUUCGUUUCCUGAAAUGUCUACUGAGCGUCUGUAGUUAUGUGACGAUAAUGCCCAAUAGAAUUGCCGAUACUGGGUCCGACCGAAAAGGAUCGUGAUCGAAGAAGGAAAAAGAGAAAUCCAAGGUCAGCUCUGCUGAGAAUAGAAAAAUCACGUUGUCGACUACUGUCGGCAUAGUUUGUGACGUCAGAUCGUUUGUGUCACGUGAUCAUAACCAGGCACCUUUUUCCUUUUUUUUUCCUCCCUCCCUUAGAGAAUCACGCCGGCUCUCCUAGCCAUCAGCUGAGAGAAGGGAAAAAGUCGAGCUCUCGGUUUAAAAUAAACUUCAGUUCGUCUCCUCUCGAUCCCGCUAGAUCCCCGAUCUCGCCAGAUCCGGACUUCCUUCGUUACCGUCCAGUCGAGUAUUUGAUUUGUUCCUCGACAUUCACCGACCGAAAUUUAUUAUUAUUUAUAUACACCGUGUGUGCCUUGAAAUCGGCGUUGGGUAAAGUUUCGAGAGAGUGUAUUUUUGUGAAUUUGGCAUCCGGUUAUUUUGUUUGGAGUGAGGUGUGCAUCGCGUUGCCUUGGUUAUCCCAUCGAUUCACCUUAUUCAGUUUUCCCUUUUUGUGUCGUCGAUUUCCCUGUUCUACUACCAGCACCACGUCGUUUGAUUAGUGACGGCGAAGGAAUAAACAAGACCCUAUUGUAACUCGCAGAUUGCUAUGUCUUUCGGCCUAGGAUUCCUUCGUGUUCGCUCGAUUCUUUCUUUGGUGAAUAAUAACGCUGAACGUGUCACAUGCUGCCUGUUCAUUCAGAAGAAAUGGUAUUCGCCGUCAGCGAGGGAUAAUCGUCAGCAACCCAAUUACAUCAGACAACAAGUGUUGCACACUUCCUCGGGACUUCACAAAACCAAGGCGGGGAUCUUUAGCCCCAUCGAGGAAUUUGGAUCCACCACUACUGGGGAGAAGGACUCAUCCAUCAGCGUCGAAGAUCUUCUCUACGAUAUCUUCAAACACAACGAUGCCGAUCACUUGGUCGUCGGAGAUUUUCUCGCGGCGCUAUGGGCAACCGGGUUACGAAGCACCGAUCCUCGGCUGAGCGAGCUCAUUCAAAAUCUAAACAAGAUUCAACAAGAUUUAGGCAGAGAUGGCCCUGGAAACCUUGAAAAUCUCAAACUGAAUCGUGAACAAUUCAAAGCAUCCAUCAACGAGAACAUCGUGCUGAUUUCCCGAGCUUUUCGUCGUCAAUUUGUCAUUCCAGAGUUCGAGGAAUUCACAGAUAAAAUCGAAAAGUUUUAUUUCAAUUGUAAAGCAAUAGACACAGGAAAGGUAGCGGCGUACAUCCCGCAACUAGAACGAAUGAGUCCCAACUAUUGGGGUGUUAGUCUUUGUACAAUUGAUGGCCAGAGAUUUUCUAUCGGUGAUGUCAAAAUACCUUUUACCAUCCAAUCUUGCAGUAAACCGCUAACCUACGCCAUCGCCUUAAAUGAAUUGGGGUCGGAGGUCGUUCACCGUUACGUUGGGCAGGAACCCAGUGGCAGAAUGUUCAACGAACUUAUCCUCGAUCAUAACAAAAGGCCACAUAAUCCUCUGGUAAACGCGGGAGCACUGUUAACGAGCAGUUUUAUGCUGACUUUAAUUCGUCGAGAGAUGGCACUUUCGGAUAAAUUUGAAUUUGUCAGAAGUUUCUUAAAGCGGAUGUCUGGCGGGGAGUUCGUUGGAUUUAACAACGCCGUUUUCCUAUCAGAACGGGAAAACGCAGACCGCAACUACGCGUUGGCCUUCUACAUGCGCGAAAAUAAAUGUUUCCCAGAGAAAAUCAAUCUCCGCGAAUGUCUUGAUUUUUAUUUCCAGUGUUGUUCCAUGGAGGUGGAUUGCGAAAGCAUGUCCGUAAUUGCAGCCACAUUGGCUAAUGGAGGUAUCUGUCCUACUACGGGAGAUCAAGUUUUGAAACCAGACUCGGUUCGAGACGUCUUAUCCCUUAUGCACUCUUGUGGAAUGUACGACUACUCUGGGCAAUUUGCAUUCACCGUUGGCCUUCCUGCUAAAUCUGGGGUAUGUGGUGGGCUCCUGGUUGUGAUUCCAAACGUGCUGGGCAUUGCUCUCUGGUCACCUCCAUUGGAUCAGUCUGGAAAUUCAGUUAGAGGCAUAGAAUUUUGUAAAGAAUUGGUCAGCAUGUUCAAUUUCCAUCGCUACGACAACUUGAAACAUGCAGUGAACAAGCAAGAUCCUCGCCGACACAAAUAUGAGACUAAAGGUCUCAAUAUCGUUAGCUUGUUAUUUUCAGCAGCAGCUGGCGACGUUACGGCUAUGAGGCGCUAUAAACUCUCCGGUGUCGAUAUGACGCAAACCGACUACGACAAUCGUACAGCUUUGCAUUUAGCUGCCGCAGAAGGACACUUGGAUUGCGUAGAUUUCCUUUUGAAAUACUGCGCAGUGCCUCCCAGUCCGGCCGACAGAUGGGGACAAACGCCGAAAGAUGAAGCAGUACGUUUCAAUCACACUGCGGUGGCUGAAUUGAUUCAAUCUUACAUCGAUAAGAAACCAGUCGCCGAGGAACCAGUAGAAGAUACUAAAGCUAAAAGCAAGGAUCAAGGAAGCAUAGGUUCAAUUUUUUAAGGAUUCCCUUAGGUAUGAGUGCUCUUUAUCAUGGAAAGGUUUUCGAGUUCAGAUAAUCUGAACAAAGAAACUACCGCUAUCCUUAAUAAAAAAAAAAGUAAUUGGAAUGUAGAAUUGUGUGUGCUUCUUUAAGCAUAAUUUUUCUUCUUCCAGUUCUCAAUCAGUUGUUAUGUUAUCUCGUACAUCAUUGUGUUCUGUAGUAGCCUCUGUCGUAUAGCUAUUGACCCGAAAUCACCCAAGUACUUGGAUUUAAACGGCGAAUCAACUCCAUGACUGUGUUUCAGUAUGAAUUUUUAAUUCCAUUUUUAUUAUUGUUAAUAAUCACACCUGUGUGUUUGUGAAAUGGGACAAGUAUUGACGAAUAGUGUGAACUCUUCCGUCGAAGAUGUCAAUCCGCUCUGCUUCAAUACUUUGAAUGGUAGGUUGGCAAUAUCUGUUCACUAAAUCACCGUUGUUUGUUUAGCUAUUUGCUGUUUCUGUUUUUCCCUUCGACCUUGUUUUAGCAGGAGCACUUGUUAAAAUCGAUGGCACCAAUGGUCAACUGUAGUUUAAAGAGAAUAAAAGUAAACUGAGUGCGGUAAAUGUA
Messenger RNA from Daphnia pulex (common water flea), 3538 nucleotides. RefSeq names its product glutaminase kidney isoform, mitochondrial-like (gene GLS). The transcript has 15 exons. Bases 1057 to 2952 code for a protein of 631 amino acids. Gene Ontology annotation, biological process: L-glutamine catabolic process. Lineage: Eukaryota; Metazoa; Arthropoda; Branchiopoda; Diplostraca; Daphniidae. The record is from RefSeq and is a predicted model, not a curated record. Gene Ontology annotation, molecular function: glutaminase activity; protein binding.